Messenger RNA from Stomoxys calcitrans (stable fly), 1342 nucleotides. It is a transcript of the gene ppk27, whose product is annotated as pickpocket protein 11. Gene Ontology annotation, biological process: sodium ion transmembrane transport. The transcript has 6 exons. Gene Ontology annotation, cellular component: membrane. Gene Ontology annotation, molecular function: ligand-gated sodium channel activity. Lineage: Eukaryota; Metazoa; Arthropoda; Insecta; Diptera; Muscidae. The record is from RefSeq and is a predicted model, not a curated record. The coding region runs from base 1 to 1281 and encodes 426 amino acids.
AUGUAUGUGGCUGCGAAGGAGACAUUGGUGGAGUAUUUCCAAAAAACCAGCCUCAAUGGAUUUGGCCUUUUGUAUUACAUACGAAAGCGAAAGUAUCAAAGGACUCGCGGCUUUUUCGAUUACAAUAUGCCCAAUUUUUGGUUGCGCAGAUUGCGCCUUUUUGCUGGAUUUUUCAACACUGAUUCCGUUGAUUUUGAUGAAGCUCUUGAACUGCAAAAUCGGCUCGAUCGCAUAACUGGAUACGCAUUCAAUGCGAGGGAGGUUCUCAAAGGCCUGGCACCCAAAUGUCAAGAUUUGUUAUUGGAGUGUUAUUGGUCUGGGCAGCCAUUACGGUGCGAGGAGGAAUUGAAAGCUGUGGCUUUUGCCAAUGGUCAUUGUUGUGUCUUUAAUUAUCUUUACGAUAAGACCCCCGAAGACUAUUACUAUGUCAAUCGUACAGGCAAGGAUAUGGGUUUGAUACUUCUACUGAAUAGCUCUACUUCGGAUUACUUCUACUCUGAGGAUAGUUCCAAUGGCUUUAGCGUACAAAUAUUUGGUCAUCAACGCAUAGCGGAUACUUCCACGGGGGAGGUUGGAGAAUUUCAUGUCGAUGCUGGGGAUUCUAUUGAAAUACGCUUGAAGUUGGUCUCCCAGGUGACAACGACUGAAACCCAGGAUCAUCGUGUGGAGAAGCGUGGCUGCUAUUUUCCCAAUGAACAUCAGGAUGGCAUACAUGGCCAGGCCGAGUGUUUGUUCAAUUGCCGACUGAGAAGUAUUAAAUCUUUAUGUGAUUGCAUACCGUUUUAUGCAUACGACGGCAAGGCAAAUAAUUCGCAAACGCAAUGUUCAUUAGCACAUAUGGAGUGUUUGGAAAGAUAUAGAAUUACCUGGCAAACCUAUAGUCCUCCCAUCACGAACCUAAAUAAGCAUUUACAGGCUGAGCUGAUUGAUUCCUUAAGUUGUGACAAAUGUCUACCCUUGUGCAGCUAUAAUCGCUAUGACUAUUUUAAGGCUAAAAGCAAUCUCAAGGAUGUCUUCAAUUCUGCGGAUAACAUGAAAUUCAUCACAACUGUUCCCAGAUUAACUUCUGAUAUCAGCUUAGUGAAGAUCUAUUAUGAUACACCAUACGGAACCAAAUAUCAGAAGAAUGUUCUCUAUAAUUGGUUUCAGAUCCUAUCAAAUAUUGGAGGUGUGAUUGGUAUCUCCAUGGGCUGCUCUCUGAUAAGUGGUUUUGAAAUUAUUUACUUUGGAAUCGUACGUUUAGUGGAGAAUUAUCUAAAAUUUCGAGCUUUAAGAAGAUAAAUAUUACACCAACCGCCAUAGGAUAUUCAUUUUGUAAUUAACUGGCAUACAAAUAGCUUCU